This is a messenger RNA of Callorhinus ursinus (northern fur seal), 1500 nucleotides long. NCBI's taxonomy places the organism in Eukaryota, Metazoa, Chordata, Mammalia, Carnivora, Otariidae. The record is from RefSeq and is a predicted model, not a curated record.
AUGAGCCUGCUGUCGGCCAUCGACACGAGCGCCGCUUCGGUGUACCAGCCCGCCCAGCUGCUCAACUGGGUCUACCUGUCGCUUCAGGACACGCACCAGGCGAGCGCCUUUGAUGCUUUUCGGCCCGAACCGCCCGCCGGCGCCGCGCCCCCAGAGCUGGCCUUCGGGAAGGGCCGCCCGGAGCAGCUGGGCUCGCCCCUGCACUCCAGCUAUCUCAACAGCUUCUUCCAGCUGCAGCGCGGAGAGGCGCCAAGCAGCAGCAUGUACAAGAGCGCCUCGCCCUACGGCUCCCUCAACAACAUCGCCGAUGGCCUCAGCUCCCUCACUGAGCACUUCUCGGACCUGACCCUCACCUCUGAGACCCGCAAGCCCAGCAAGCGGCCCCCACCCAACUACCUGUGCCACCUGUGCUUCAACAAAGGACACUACAUCAAGGACUGCCCCCAGGCACGUCCCAAAGGUGAGGGUCUGACCCCGUACCAGGGCAAAAAGCGCUGUUUCGGCGAGUACAAGUGUCCCAAGUGCAAGAGAAAAUGGAUGAGCGGGAACUCGUGGGCCAACAUGGGGCAGGAGUGCAUUAAGUGCCACAUCAACGUGUAUCCGCACAAGCAGAGACCCCUGGAGAAGCCCGACGGCCUGGAUGUGUCCGACCAGAGCAAGGAGCACCCCCAGCACCUCUGCGAGAAGUGCAAGGUCCUGGGCUACUAUUGUCGCCGGGUGCAGUGAGCCGGCCCCCGCCGCUGCAGGAGACGCCCCUCCCUGUCCACCCGCCUUGCCGCGUGUCCUUGUGCGCGUGGGGGCAGCCUCACGGCCUUACGCGCCGGGCAUGGGUGUCUUACGCUCUCGUCUCGUGUGUGCUGACAGUGUUACGGAUGCGGCCGCCCCCACAGAACGCCGGGUCUGCCCCCCCAGGUGGGCCUGGGGUCUGUGUGCAGGGGACGGGGUGAGCAGAGGUCAGCACCCAGGACCCCAUAAAGCCCUUGGUGUCCCCUUGCCAGCGGUCUUCCUCUGAGACUCCCUUUGGGGUGAGCAGCCUUGUAUUGGCCACAAGUGCACUAAAUGUACUGUGAAUCCCAAAGCCUGCAGGGGACUGUCUCCCCAAGACUAGCCAGGCCUCCUUCUCUACCCAGAACCUUCCAGUUUGCCCUGUGUGCAAAGCCACUCUCAGAGAGCCCUAUGUUUCUGUCCUGUUUGAGUCAGCAAUCCUGGCGAGCUGAUACCUGUUCUAGCAGCUGCUGGGGAGUGGGCAUCUCUGCCCCCUGCCCACCAUGAGCCCCAAACCCCACUGCCUGUGACAUCAUUAACAUUGCACAACCUAGGGAGGAGCUGAAUGUUGGACAGGGUUCCACGGUGUGACCUGGGGCACAUCAGAUAACACCUUCCCCUGCCCCCCACCACACACUUCUCCCACUUGGGAUUGGAUUUUGUCAAGCCCCUUCCCUACCCUUCUCCUUCACCCCCACCCGUGCUGGGGUCUACCCCCUGAUCGAGGCCUUAGGG